Messenger RNA from Knipowitschia caucasica, 2763 nucleotides. The record is from the annotation of a GenBank genome assembly. NCBI's taxonomy places the organism in Eukaryota, Metazoa, Chordata, Actinopteri, Gobiiformes, Gobiidae.
AUGCUCUCUCCUCCCUUAUCUGUGCAUGCCAAAACAGAUACCUCCACGACUUUAGCUCUACACGCGACUGGCAGGAUUCCAGUGAGUGACAGUGCGAGCCUCCAGCAGUUGAUGGUUUGCCGGACGUCCUCAGAUGGGAUCCGUGUCCAGGGGGCGGUGGAGAAGGGGGCACGGCCGCCCCUCACUGCUGCUAAAGACGAGGAGACCACAGAGGAGCCAGAAGAGGCGUCCAACAAAUACCACAUUUCAAAGCCCACGCUGUGCUCAGUGCACCCGGGGGAGGUGCUGAAGCUGAGCUGCCCAUUGCCACUGAAGGGAACCAUCACCUGGACCAAAGAUGGCCGCUCACUGGGCACCAACAAUCGCACACUGAUAGAGCAGGACCUGCUGCAGAUACGUGAUACUACGUCCAAGGACUCAGGCCUGUACGCCUGCACCAGUGUGGGCCCAGACACAGUCUGCUUCAUAGUCAAUGUGACAGAUGCCAUCUCAUCGGGUGAUGACGAGGACGAUACUGAGCGCUCGGAGGACACAGGGGGCGACGGGGAGCAGUUAAGUGCCCCGUAUUGGACGUCGUCGGCAAAGAUGGAGAAGAAGCUUCACGCGGUGCCAGCUGCAAACACAGUGAAGUUCCGCUGUGCUGCAGGAGGCAAACCCACUCCCAAACUGCGAUGGCUCAAGAACAACAGGCCAUUCCGGCAGGAGGACCGCAUGGGGGGCUACAAGGUACGAAGCCAGCACUGGACGCUGAUCAUGGAGAGCGUGGUUCCGUCGGACAAAGGCAACUACACCUGUCUGGUCGAAAACGAGUUUGGAGCCAUUAACCACACAUACACCCUCGACGUCGUAGAGCGCUCUCCACACCGGCCCAUCCUCCAGGCUGGACUCCCGGCUAACACCACGGUCCACGUAGGAGAGGACGCCCGGUUUGUGUGUAAAGUGUACAGCGAUGCACAGCCGCACAUCCAGUGGCUCAAACACAUCAUGCGGAACGGCAGCCGCUUCGGGCCGGACGGACACCCCUACGUGCGCGUGCUCAAGCGCUCUGGCAUUAACAGCACAGACGUGGAGUUUCUGACCAUCACCAACGUGACCGAGAAAGACGCUGGGGAGUAUAUCUGUAAAGUCUCCAAUUAUAUAGGGGAGGCCAACCAAUCGGGGUGGCUCACUGUUAUCCCAGGUAAAACUGCUGAAGACUUGGUCCACCCAGCUUCCUAUGGUGUCCUGCCCUGUGCCAUCUUACUCCUAAUGGUGACGGCUGGUGUUAACACUACAGAUAAGGAGAUUGAGGUUCUCUACUUGCCCAAUGUUACUUUUGAAGAUGCUGGGGAGUAUACAUGCUUGGCGGGUAAUUCUAUCGGGAUCUCCUAUCAAACUGCUAUGUUGACGGUGCUUCCAGCGCCCACAGGCAGGACAAUAGGCCCGAUUCCUCCAGACUACGUGGAGAUUGCCAUAUACUGCACAGGGGUGUUCCUGAUUGCUUGCAUGGUGGUCAUCGUGGUGGUGUGUCGGAUGAAGAACACGGCCAAGAAACCAGACUUCGGAGGCCAGCCUGCCGUCCACAAACUGAGCAAACAGAUCCCCCUGCGCCGCCAGGUUUCGGCGGAUUCCAGCGCAUCUAUGAAUUCAAACACUCCUUUAGUGCGGAUAACGACGAGGAGGAGUUCUGCGCACGACGACCCGAUACCAGAGUACGACCUGCCCGAAGAUCCUCGCUGGGAGUUUAACCGGGAGAGGUUGACACUGGGCAAGCCCCUAGGUGAAGGCUGCUUUGGCCAAGUUGUAAUGGCAGAAGCGCUUGGCAUCGAUAAGGACAAACCCAAGGAGGCCGUAACGGUGGCAGUCAAGAUGCUGAAAGAUGAUGCCACAGAAAAGGACCUGUCCGACCUGGUGUCAGAGAUGGAGAUGAUGAAGAUGAUUGGAAAGCAUAAGAACAUCAUCAAUCUUCUGGGGGCAUGCACACAAGACGGCCCUCUGUACGUGAUAGUGGAGUACGCGUCUAAAGGAAACCUCAGAGAAUACCUCAGAGCGCGCCGGCCGCCCGGGAUGGAGUAUUCCUACGACAUAGCGCGAGUCUCAGACGAACAGCUCACCUUCAAAGACCUCGUGUCCUGCACUUAUCAGGUGGCCCGCGGUAUGGAGUACCUCGCGUCACAGAAAUGUAUACAUAGAGACUUGGCGGCGAGGAACGUUCUUGUCACAGAGAGCAACGUCAUGAAGAUCGCAGACUUCGGCUUGGCCCGGGACGUUCACAAUAUCGACUACUAUAAAAAGACAACAAAUGGUCGUCUGCCAGUAAAAUGGAUGGCUCCUGAAGCACUUUUUGACCGCGUCUACACACACCAGAGUGACGUCUGGUCGUUUGGGGUGCUGAUGUGGGAGAUCUUCACCCUCGGAGGUUCUCCAUACCCUGGUAUCCCAGUCGAGGAGCUCUUCAAGUUACUAAAAGAGGGACAUCGCAUGGACAAGCCCGGAAACUGCACCAACGAGCUGUACAUGAUGAUGAAAGACUGCUGGCACGCCAUCUCGUCGCAGAGACCAACCUUCAAGCAGCUUGUGGAGGAUCUGGACAGGAUCCUGACCCUCAACACAAACGAGGAGUACCUGGACCUGUGCACCCCGACAGAGCAGUAUUCCCCCAGUUUCCCGGACACUCGUAGCUCGUGCUCCUCCGGUGACGACUCUGUGUUCUCUCAUGACCCGUUACCGGACGAGCCCUGCCUCCCCAAAUACCAGCACAUCAACGGGAACGUCAAAACAUGA